AUGAAACUCUUUUUUGUAGAUUCUAAAAAUAUAAUCCUACCAGAACCUCAAAUAGUCACAAUACCCCAACAACCCCCUCCGCUUAAAAAGAAAAGAACUACAACAAAUAGUAAUACUAAUACCACAAUAGCAAACCACUUUCCUCCACUAGCAUUAUUUUUUACUUCUUAA
Messenger RNA from Dentiscutata heterogama, 171 nucleotides. The record is from the annotation of a GenBank genome assembly. NCBI's taxonomy places the organism in Eukaryota, Fungi, Glomeromycota, Glomeromycetes, Diversisporales, Gigasporaceae.